This is a messenger RNA of Prorocentrum cordatum, 2023 nucleotides long. Lineage: Eukaryota; Dinophyceae; Prorocentrales; Prorocentraceae. The record is from the annotation of a GenBank genome assembly.
AGAGAGAGAGGAAGAGAGAGAGAGAAAGAGAGAGAGAGCGCACGGUGUAGAGGGCAACGCUGCCAAAGAGUAAUCACGGAUUUUUGCUCAAGAGCAGGCCAGUUAUUUCCCUCUCGCACUUGGCAGCGGCCCGCCGCCGCCGACCCCAUGCAGCGCCCAUGGCUUGCCAAGGGGUCGCGCAGAGCAGCACAGAGGCGGCCCCGGCGACGGCGCAUGGCGUCGAGGCAGGCCCCCGCCGGUGGCCCGACAGGGCAGAGCCGCAGACGGAGAGGCGGCGAUUGGUUGCGCGGGUGCCCGAGGAUGCGGUGCCGGGAGAGACGAAGCUGCGCAUCCGCGUCGGCCCGGAGGAGAGUUUGGUGGCCAGGGUGCCCGCAAGCGCGUGCCCGGGGGCGGACGGCCUGGCGUUCAUGCGGGACGGCUCGGGCAGCUGGUGCGCGGAGCUCGUGCCCGGGCAGGUCCUGCAGGCGUCCUCGCUCGUCGCCGACCCCUCGCCUGGCAAGAUCUGCACCAGUGUGACUCUUACGCACGUCGCACUGGAUCCUGAUCAGGGCUUUCAGGAGCUGCGGGAGGCAGCCGUGGCGGCCGGAGCCGUGGUCAGCCCGAAGAUCCGCCGCAGCUCCGUGGAGGGCCUGGGCAUCGCAGGCAUGGUAGCUCACGAGCCCAUCGAAGAAGGGGAGCUGCUGCUCUCCAUCCCCUCCUCGCUGCACCUGACGCCUUCCAGGCUGAGCAGAGCGAUGCCCGAGCUGCACGCGGCAGUUUGCUCUCUGCCCGGGCUGUGCGAUCGGCUGCGCGUGGAGGUCACCCAUGCCGCCUGCCUCGCUGCGAUGCUGGGCGAGGCGAUCUGUCGCGCCGAGGCGCUGGCCAGCGGAGGCGCCGAGGAGCCGCCGCCUGCCAGCGCAGCCGCGCGGGUGUGGGCCCGGUACUGCGACGCGCUGCUUGGGGAGGACUUCAGCGACCACCCCUACUGGCGCUGCCUCGACGACGCCGAGCAGGCGCGCGCCCUUCUGGCGCCGUCGCGGGAGUACGAGCACGCGGGGGCGAUGGUCAGGGAGCUGGUCCGGGCCUACUGGGCCAUUGCGCGCGGCGUGGCCGCGGAGCUGCUCGGGACGCGCUUCGACGCGGGACUUCUGAUCCAGGCGAGGCUCUGCGUCCUCUCCCGCGUGUUCCGCACGUCGGAGAGGUACGCUGCCGUGCCGCUCGUCGACCUCUUCAACCACUCCGAGCAGCCCGGGGCGGCCUGGCUCUGGGACGCGGGGCGUGAUGCCAUGGUGGUGACGGCGUGCCGCGCGCACGCGCCCCAGGAGCAGAUCUGCAUCUCCUACGGGGCCCACUCCAACCCGCUGCUCUUCCGCACGUACGGCUUCACCCUGCCGCCCGGCGCGGAGCCGUCGUGGACCUUUGUCCUGCAGGGCACGAAGCCCCGGGCGCUGUACGAGAAGUACCUCCCGGCGAGGCACGCGGAACUGAACAUCCACUUGGACUCCGCCCAGUUCCAGGACUCCCUCGUGGAGGCCCUGAACGCUUGCGCGGAGGUGGGCCAGGACCCGCGCGAGUUCCUCCUGGAGCUCUGCCGCCAGUGCCAGCGGCCCUACGAGGACGACCCGCUGCUGCGCCCCGCGCUGGCGGCGCUGGCGCGCCGCCGCGGCAGCGAUCCGUCCUCCGGCGCGUGGUGGGAGGAGGCCGUGCCGGCCAGAGCAGCCCGCUGGGAGGAGCCGUGCAGGCGGGUGAAGAUGAGCGAGUACUUGUGCCUCGUCGCGCACGCCGAGGCCGCGGAGGUGGCCCUCGGGCGGCCUCCCGCGGGUGGCGGCUGCCUCGCCGCCGCCGCGACGGUGCGCUCGCUGCUCGCGGAUGCCUUCGAGGAGCUGAGGCAGCAUGGGCGAUUCGGCAUCGACGUCCGCCCUGCCUGCUGAGCUUCACGGAGUGGCGUGUGCUGGUCCUGGCAGGGCACGACCGCGGACGAGAGCGAGCGCUGACAAAAGCGCGUCCAGCUGCGCCGCUGCGGAUGUCCGCCGCCGCUCCGUGC